This is a messenger RNA of Kluyveromyces marxianus DMKU3-1042, 2484 nucleotides long. It is a transcript of the gene SSY1, whose product is annotated as SPS-sensor component SSY1. NCBI's taxonomy places the organism in Eukaryota, Fungi, Ascomycota, Saccharomycetes, Saccharomycetales, Saccharomycetaceae. The coding region runs from base 1 to 2484 and encodes 827 amino acids. Gene Ontology annotation, biological process: amino acid transmembrane transport. The record is from RefSeq and is a predicted model, not a curated record. The transcript has a single exon. Gene Ontology annotation, molecular function: amino acid transmembrane transporter activity. Gene Ontology annotation, cellular component: membrane.
AUGAUAAACAAGGCAGCUCCUGGUUUUUUUCCUGAGAUUCGAUACGAGUUGUCGGAUUACAACGAUGUCCGACACGAUGAUGAUCCUAAUUGUUCAAUAGAUACCAAACUGUUUGAUCAAAUGUGUCAAAAAAUACCGUCUGACAUCGAAUCUAGUCUUCAAAGUGAUCGUUUUUGUCUUAGCAGGAUAUAUUUAGCAGGAAACACAUCUGCGUUAUCAGCAUUGAAUUCAACAGACUUUGGGCAGUUUAAGAAGAACUCAGAUAGAGAGUAUGUUUUAAGGAAUAAAUUAAAGGAAUACCUAGCUAAUAGUUCGGAAUCAGGGAUUCCGUUACCACAGUUUAAUCAUUUAGAUACAGUACUGACUAGGGGAUAUGACGUAGUAAGAACUCAAAAUCGUCGUUGGCGGAAUACCAUAACAGACCUUUUCAAUAGAAAAAAGCGUGCUGGUUCGAGAAGCAGCCGAUAUGAAUUUGGUGUUCCUCAAUUGGACUCUCUUAUAUCUACUGAAAUAAUAGACAAUGUUGGGCCGGAGGUAGACUUCAUCGAUUUUAAAUACGAAAAGAACGGAAUCACUCAAAUACAAGAGGUUGCGACAAGCAGUUAUAACGAUGAUUUCACAGAUGACGGUUAUAAUAAUAGUAAUGAUAAAAACAAUAAUAAUAGCGAUAAUAGUAACGGUAAUAAUAUUAAUAUCAAUAAAGGCAAGAAUAGAAAUGCUACAAGAAGAAGGACCCAGCGGAAUGUAACUUUACAGCGGAAACUCAAGAUACGACAUCUUCAAAUGAUAUCCUUGGGAGCAACAAUAGGCGUAGGUUUAUUCUUAAAUUCAGGGAGAGCUUUUUCCAUUGCCGGCCCUAUGGGAGCUUUCUUGGGAUUCUUGUACGGAGCUUUUGUGAUCCUAGCCACAUUAUUCUCUUUCGCAGAGAUUUUAGCAUUUAUUCCCAUGAUAUCUGGUAUAUCUGGAUUGUGCUCGCGUUUUGUUAGUGACUCGUUUGGUUUUACUGUAGGAUGGUGUCAUUGGUUAUCGUAUGCAGUAGCUUUUCCUUCGGAACUUAUAGCUAGCGCUAUGAUGAUAUCGUAUUAUAAGCCAUUCGAAAAAGUAGCAACUGAUAACAGCCAUAUGGCUGCUACUAUUACAAUUUUAAUUGUUGUGCUCACAGGCAUAAAUUUACUUGAUGUAAGAAUAUACGGUGAGCUAGAAUAUAUCAUGAGUGCUUUCAAACUCCUAGUCGUAGUGAGCUUAAUAAUAUUGGUUAUCAUAUUAAACUGUGGUGGAUUCAAAAACACUAGCUACAUAGGUUUUAAGUUUUGGACAAAAAACGAAUCGCCAUCUCCAGAUAUCACAUUUGGCCCAUUUAGGCCAACGUAUGACCUUGAAGAUUAUGGGUCUGGUUCUAGAAGAGGAAUCGGGGGGUUUGGUGGGGUUAUAUUAAGCUGCAUUACUUGCAGUGUUAGUUCUAUCUUCUCUUAUAUUGGCAGUGAAAUUGGGUUCAUCGCUGCUCCUGAAGCUCAAAACCCAAGAAAAACAGUUCCAAGUGUUACUAAGAGAAUAUUUGUAAGAGUUGUGCUCUUUUACUUGCUUUCCAUAUUCAUUGUCGGCACCGUGAUCUAUGCGGGUGAUCCUAGGCUAUUAAGAAUAUUAUCUGAUGAUCGUAAAAGCUCCGAUAAUAGUAUUGAAAGCUAUAUGGAUGUUAUCAAUAAGCUUGGUGGUAUGAAUUGUAACAGUCACUUCUCAAACGAUAACUUUUUUAACGAAUCUUCCAAUCAAUCACCUUGGGUGAUCGCGUUCAAAUCUGUAAAACAGUGUGAGCUUGCUAACAUUAUCAAUGGUGUUUUUGUGUGCAUAGGAAUAUCUGCAGCAAGUUCUCAACUUUAUGCUUCUAGUAGAACGCUGUAUUCGAUGGCUUCACAGAAUAAGGCACCUAUCGUUUUCACAUAUUGUUUCAAAAACGGAGUUCCUUACACAGCAGUCUUAUUCUGUGGAGCUCUAGGCUUUCUGAGUCUAUUGUGUUUGGAUUUGAGAAGCACAGAGGCUCUUUUGCUCUUUGUUAGUAUCGGAAGUACAGGAUCAGUGAUCAUGUGGCUUGGAAUGAAUCUUUCAUUUUUGAGAUUCUAUCUCGCCCUCAAAAGACGUCCUGAUAUUAUCGAUCGGAAUUCUAAAGAAUAUCCUUAUAAAUCACCAUUUCAACCGUACCUAUGCAUCUUUGGAAUUGUGUCCACUACACUACUUCUUCUGAUGAGUGGCAUUCAAAACUUUUUUGUUUGGAAGACAUCGAACUUCAUUUCAUCGUAUAUGAUAAUAGUAAUUUUUGUUGUACUAUAUGUUGGGUAUAGUAUUGUUCGCAACAGCUCAAUUCACCAUUUAGAGCAAAUAGAUCUGGAUUCCGGCAGAAGGGAAAUGGACAGGGUUCUUUGGAUUGAAGACGCUAAUUAUACACUAAAUGUUCGUGAGGUUUUUCACGAGAUUUUCAGUUACGUGUGA